Molecule: messenger RNA, 2028 nt
Organism: Penicillium chermesinum
Lineage: Eukaryota; Fungi; Ascomycota; Eurotiomycetes; Eurotiales; Aspergillaceae
Product: acetoacetyl-CoA synthase
Exons: 6
Coding region: 1-2028 (675 amino acids)
Biological process (GO): lipid metabolic process
Cellular component (GO): cytosol
Molecular function (GO): acetoacetate-CoA ligase activity
Source: RefSeq, a predicted model, not a curated record
AUGGUUGCUGUGCCAGUUCCACGAAAGCUCUGGGAACACCCAGACCCCGAGUCCACCGCAAUGGCUCAUUUCCGCCGUGAGAUUGCGCAGGUCACAGGACAGCAGUUUAACUCAUUCCAUGAAUUGUACCUAUACUCAGUUCAGAACCGAUCGGCGUUCUGGGACUUCUGCUGGAAGUAUUUCCAAAUCAUCCAUGAUGGAUCGUAUUCCCAGGUUGUGGAUGAGUCGGCACGAAUCGACAGUGUUCCCAGCUGGUUUACCGGGGUCAGAGUCAACUUUGCCGAGAAUAUCCUCUUUACUCGAGAGGCAGGCAAUACGACUUACAAAGAGGAUGGUAAGGUCGCUGUCACAGAGGUCCGCGAGGGUGCAGUCGGCGAUGCCGUUCAUCUGACAUGGGGUGAACUGCGAAGAAAGACAGGAUCUCUGGUCCAAGCGAUGAAGGCGAAUGGGGUUACUCGGGGUGACCGUAUCGCAGUUUGUUCGGCUAACAGUAUCGACACGCUGGUGGUUUUCUUAGCCUCGACAGCCCUUGGGGCAAUCUUUUCCUCGAGCUCUACAGACAUGGGAGUCAAAGGGGUUCUGGAGAGACUGCUUCAGAUCAAACCGCGAUGGCUCUUCAUGGACGAUUUCGCAGUCUAUAACGGGAAAACCACCGACCUGCGAGGAAAAAUGAAAGACAUAGUCCAAGGAAUGGGCGCAGUGGCAGAGUUCCAGGGUGUGGUAUCUCAGCCACGGUUCCCGUCCAAGCCAGCCGACUUGCACCAGGUCCCCCGAUCUAUGACACUAGCAAAAUAUCUUGAGAAAGCGGAGGGAAAUACCCAGCUGGAGUUUGAGCGCGUGGAGUUCCGUGACCCGUUCCUAGUGGUCUAUUCAUCGGGCACAACAGGGCAACCCAAGUGCAUCGUCCAUUCGGUAGGAGGAGUGCUGAUGAAUGCUCAUAAAGAAGGCCGACUUCACUCGGAAAUGGGGCCUGAUACUGUUGGACUGCAGUUUACCACGACUGGCUGGAUCAUGUACCUGAACGCCGUGCAGGCAUUGCUGUUUGGAGCCCGGGCUGUCCUUUACGAUGGCAGUCCCUUUAUCCCGGACGUGACUACAUUGGUGAAACUUGCGGCGCAAGAAAAAGUCACACAUCUCGGAAUAUCUCCGCGAUGGCUUGAUGAACAGAAACGGGCUGGCAUCAAACCUCGCGAGAUUGCAGAUCUGAGUUUCCUGCGUGGAGUGACUAGUACGGGAAUGGUGCUGCGAGAUGAGCUAUUCGAGUGGUUCUACGACGAAGGAUUUCCAUCGCACGUUCGUCUCAACAAUAUAUCCGGCGGUACAGAUAUUGCAGGCUGUUUUGGGAUUGGGAACCCUCUGGUGCCGGUCUACGUAGGAGGGUGUGGGGGUUGCAGCUUAGGUGUCCCUGUCGAGGUUUAUGAUUCUACCAUUGAAGGGGGAGAGGGGAUUAAGGGCAUUCCCAUUGAAGAUGGUGUCCCCGGUGAACUGGUCGCUACCGCUGCAUUCCCCAACAUGCCGACGAAGUUUGACAAUGUGUGGACCCACGGCGAUUUUGUUUCGAUCCAUCCAGUUACAAAGCAGUUGUUAUUCCAUGGCCGCGCAGAUGGGGUACUGAACCCAUCGGGUGUGCGGUUCGGUUCGGCAGAAAUCUAUCGGGUUAUAGAAGGCCACUUCCAACAAGAAGUUGCCGAUUCGCUUUGCGUUGGACAGCGCCGGCCUACCGACCCUGAUGAGCGGGUCAUGUUGUUCUUGUUAAUGAAGCCUGGAAAAGCAUUCACAGAGGAUCUUGUGCAGCAGAUCAAAAGUCUUAUUCGCAGAGAACUGAGCCCCCGGCAUGUCCCGGCCUUCAUCUUCGAGACCCCGGAGAUCCCGACUACCGUGAACCUGAAGAAAGUGGAACUGCCCGUGAAGCAGAUCGUGUGCGGGAGAAAAAUCCAGCCUUCGGGGACCUUGCUUAACCCCGGUAGUCUUGACUAUUACUAUCAAUUUGCCGAAGUGGAGAAGCUUGGGCGACCGAGCAAGCUGUAA